Trifolium pratense (red clover) is the source of this 1775-nucleotide messenger RNA. RefSeq names its product ribosomal RNA small subunit methyltransferase E. Bases 60 to 926 code for a protein of 288 amino acids. Gene Ontology annotation, molecular function: rRNA (uridine-N3-)-methyltransferase activity. NCBI's taxonomy places the organism in Eukaryota, Viridiplantae, Streptophyta, Magnoliopsida, Fabales, Fabaceae. The record is from RefSeq and is a predicted model, not a curated record. The transcript is spliced from 8 exons. Gene Ontology annotation, biological process: rRNA base methylation.
AGACAAAGACGAUAACAAUACCAAAUUGAAAUUGAAUUGAUUUGGUACAAAAUUUCAAAAUGUUGCAAACCCUAGUAAUACCCGCAAACUUCCGCUUCGCGAAUCGAAUGUUCCUCCGAAGAAGCUUUAGGGUUCGCGCAUUCACUUCUUCCUCCUCCGAUUAUGAAGACCAGUCUCGUGGUGGCCUCCCUCGCUUCUACUCCGAAACUCUUCCUCCUUCCAAGGGCAAUGUUAUUCGGGUAAAAGGCGAUGAAUUCUGGCACAUGACAAAAGUAUUGAGGUUGUCUACCAACGAUAGGGUACAGCUCUUCAAUGGAAAAGGAGGUUUGGUAGAAGGGUCCAUACAGAACAUUGACCGCACUGGAGUUGAUUUUGUUGCAUUGACUGAUCUGAAGUUAAUGCCUGCGCAGAAUUUUCAAUUACAUGUUUUUUCUGGUUUUGGUACUCUGAAGGGUGGCCGGGCUGACUGGCUUGUAGAGAAGUGUACGGAACUUGGAGCCAGUAGUGUUACUCCGCUGUUGACUGAACGUUCUCCGUCAAUCUCAGAAAAUCGGGUGGACAGACUGGAACGUGUCAUUUUAGCAGCGUCUAAACAAUGUCAAAGGCUGCAUGAAAUGAUCCUGAAACCUCCUGUAGAGAUUGGUGAUAUUUUGCAUCUUAUUGCGCAAUCAAAGCUAUCUCUUAUUGCAACAGCAGAAGCAGCUCCUGUUCUAAAUGCAUUGACAUCAUUGGAAAAAGAAACUAGUGGCUUAAUCAUAGUUGGACCAGAGGGAGAUUUCACCCAGAAAGAAGUAAAUAUGAUGAUGGAGGCAGGUGCUAAAGCUGUUAAUCUUGGGCCCCAUCGUCUUCGAGUUGAAACUGCCACGAUAGCACUUCUUGCUACUGUCAUGUUAUGGUCUGACUCUCAGCAAACACCAGUCUCUUGACUCAUCUGUAUAUGUAUGUCAGGUCAGGCAUGCUUAUGUUCUAGAAGCAAUAUAUAUUUUGUAGCACUUGUCUGUUAGAUUUAAUUAUUCUAAGUUCACACCGGGUAUGAAAGUGGCAUUUCUGUAUUUGAGUUCAGGAAUCAGAGAAAAUGCAUUAAAGGUUCAAGUCUUUGCCUUCUUUUAUUGAGAGGAUUAACCAUGCUUUAAAACUUGGUCAAUUUAUAAAAACCAACUGUGGUAAAAGACCGAUUAGAAUAUAGAUGGAGUAAAAGUAUAACUUGUCAUGAUACUUUUUCUGAGUUAUUUGCAAGCUGUUAUCAUGGAUACUAAGGCAUUUCAGGGAUGGGGAGUAUUUACAGCCAUUGAAAAGCAAGCCCAUCCCUUAUCCAAUACUCUUUUUCUUCAAUGCAAGGCUUAAUUCAUAAACAUCUUACUAAUUCUUAGAAGCAUCAGGAACAAUUCAAACAAAAAUAUUCCCUACAUGUCAAAUUAUAUCCAUACAAAAGUGGUAUACGAAAAAGAAAGGUAAACAUAAAAAAGAAAAUGCUAAAUAAAGAUGUCAUGUUGGACCAUCCAAGUGACCUACGUAUAUUGUGAAGCGAACACUUGCGCGCUGAUGCACUUGCUACACCAUGUAGAACAAUUUUUAAUAAUAGCAAUUCAUCAAAUUUUUUGUUGUAUUGGCAAAUUGUGACUAGUUGUCUGUAAAAUUGUUUUACAUUAACAGUUUUACAUUUGCCAAACAUAUGAUCAUACAUGUCAUGCUAUAGCUGUCGGUCCUCUAGUUAUGGUUAGCCAGUUCUGUUAUAAUAACUUCAUGUGUUUAAUUAAAAAAUGUUCUUCAUAUUA